AUGUCCUCCGAGCACAAUUUGCUCGCCCCUCUUCACGUAAGAUAUAUCCAAAAUCUAGGCAACAGCAAAGAUGAUCUCGCCUACCACCUCACUGCGCACCUGCGCAUGAACGCGGUCUACUGGGGCCUCACUGCGCUGUGCGUCAUGGGCCGCAAGGACGCGCUCGACCGCGACGAGAUGGUCGAGUACGUGAUGAGCUGCUGGGACGACGAGGCAGCAGGCGCGUUCGGCGCGCACCCGGAACAUGACGCGCAUAUCCUCUCGACGCUGAGCGCUAUCCAGAUCCUCGUCAUGCACGACGCGCUCGAUCGCUUGGACGUCCCUCGUGUCGUCCGAUUUAUACUCUCCCUCCAGCACCCCUCAGGCGUCUUCGCAGGGGACGCAUUCGGCGAACUCGACACGCGCUUCCUCUACUGUGCCGUCUCCGCGCUCUCCCUUCUCGGCGCGCUCGACCAGCUCGACCGUGACAGGACCGUCGCGUACCUCGUGCAGUGCCGGAACUUCGACGGCGGGUUCGGGAGCGUCGCCGGUGCGGAGAGCCACGCUGCGCAAGUGUUCGUGUGCACGGCUGCGCUCGCGAUCCUAGACAGGCUCGACGUCGUCGACGUGCCGACGCUGGGGUGGUGGCUCGCUGAGCGACAGAUGCCGAGCGGCGGGCUCAACGGGCGCCCCGAGAAGCUCGAAGACGUAUGUUACAGCUUCUGGGUGCUCUCCUCGAUGUCGAUCUUGGACAAGAUGACCUGGAUCGACACCGACAAACUCAUCGCGUUCAUCCUCUCCGCGCAGGAUCCCGACGCAGGCGGGAUCGCCGACAGACCGGGGAACGUUGCAGACGUGUUCCACACGCUAUUUGGGCUCGCGGGGCUCUCGCUGCUCGGUUUUCCGGGUCUGGUCGACAUCGACCCCGUGUACUGCAUGCCGGCGAGCGUCAUCGAAGCGAGGGGGCUGCGCAAGGGCUGGAAGGCGCUGCCGAGGCGCGAGUCGUGA
Molecule: messenger RNA, 987 nt
Organism: Heterobasidion irregulare TC 32-1
Lineage: Eukaryota; Fungi; Basidiomycota; Agaricomycetes; Russulales; Bondarzewiaceae
Exons: 7
Coding region: 1-987 (328 amino acids)
Biological process (GO): protein geranylgeranylation
Cellular component (GO): Rab-protein geranylgeranyltransferase complex
Molecular function (GO): Rab geranylgeranyltransferase activity
Source: RefSeq, a predicted model, not a curated record